CGUCGUCGUCGUCGUCUCCAACACCAUCCACGUUCUUUCUUCUGCCUCCGACCACUUCAGGGAAUAUUUCUCGCAACGUCGAUGCUAUGAACUCGUCCGUACUUUCGGCGUCAUCCUCAAGCCUUCCGUCGUCUGCUCCACUGCCAUCGUCGCACCAUUCUCUCGACAAUGUCCCUGCACACCAUGCUAGUCCCGUCGUAGCGUUCAUUAUUGGUCUCGGCAUUGUCACUCUUGCAUCCAUCAUGAAUGCUGCGGGAUUGAAUCUCACGAAGCUAGAUCAUGUGCGAACAAGUGCAAUUCCUAAAGCAUCGCGGAGAAAAGACUGGCUUAGACCAUUAUGGCUGCUGGGCAUGGUAUUAUACGUUCUCUCGCAGCUCAUCGGGAGUACACUUGCGCUGGAGUAUAUGCGUGCAGAAUACGUUGCACCCUUGGGGUCUACCUCACUCAUCUUCAAUUUUCUAUUCGCUAAAUUCCUGGUUAAUUCUCCCGUCACGAAUAAUGAUAUUUACGGCACAAUCAUUGUAAUCAUUGGUGUCAUUGGCAUCGUCGCCUUUGGCUCCAUUAACAGCGGGUUCAACACAGAAACUGACGCACAUCAUCUGACACACCUCUGGAACCGGGGCAACUGGCUGGCAUACUUCUUCUUGCUAUCUUUCGCCCUCAUCGCUCUCUCCAUCUUCAUCUCGCAAUUGGACGCUGUGCUUGCGUCUCGUGCCGACCUCAGCGCCGUACCAUUCGACAUGGAGUCGCCCACCAAAGGACCUCCGCCCAAAAAUAUCUUGCGCAGGGUCGCGAAUAUGUACACUCGGGCUAUGCACAUCAUCCGCGGCUACCUCGAGUCUUGGACAUCUUCUCAUGAUGACAAGCGUAUCGCGUGGACGCUGGGAAUUGGGUGGGCGUGCCUCGGUGGAGCACUUGCUGGAGGUUGUCUUGUGUUUGCAAAGGCUGGGGUUGCUCUCAUCUCCGGAGCGGCGUCGCACAUGAAUACAGGCAACCAAUUUGGCCAAGCGUCGUCGAUAUUCACCUUCUUACUCCUUGCCGUGACCGCGGUGUCGCAGAUCAUUUGCCUCAACCGCGGUCUGAAGGUUUACGACUCGACUCUAGUCGUCCCCGUAUUCUAUGGUGUAUAUACCGCCAUGGGCUUCCUUAACUCUUUAAUUUUCAAUAAUGAAGUUGACGCUUACCAGUCCUGGACGCUCUUCCUGAUUUUCUGCUCCAUCCUCAUCCUCAUCUCCGGCGUUGUCCUGCUCACGAACAAGAAGCCUGAUCCGCAGCCUAAGACACCUGGCUUCAGGUCCACAGACGACACGACGACGACGGUCUCCCUGCCACCAAACACCCGCCGCCGCGCACGAAGCAGAGUCGGCGACGAGGAAGAGGGUAUUCUGUCUGCGGAGGGCGGAAGCACGGCGCCCUGGCAGCUCGGCGACGCGAGCGACGAUGAGGACGGCAGCUUCCCGUCCACACAGCGGCACGCCGCGGAUCGGCCGUGGGCCGGGGCCGGCGGCAAGGGCGAGCGUGCACGGAUGAUGGAGGAUCACGACAGCGCCGACGAGGCGCCUCGGGGAUCGACAUCCUCGGACGCGACGCUCGCGCGCCCCGAACAGGAUGGGGACGCGUAUUCCGACGAGUUUGGCGACUGGAAAACCGGCAAGGCGGGGAUCUAGGGCGCUGCAUGGUGCAUAUCUGGAAGGGCGAGUUCUGCAUUUAUUAUAUAUACUAGGUGCUUUGAUAGGUAUAGAAUCAACGUAAUUCGACACACGGGCUUUUGACGACAUACGCUAUAAUUAUAGAGACAGUGAGAUACAACACGG
Messenger RNA from Phanerochaete carnosa HHB-10118-sp, 1814 nucleotides. RefSeq lists its product as uncharacterized. The record is from RefSeq and is a predicted model, not a curated record. Gene Ontology annotation, biological process: magnesium ion transport. The transcript has 8 exons. NCBI's taxonomy places the organism in Eukaryota, Fungi, Basidiomycota, Agaricomycetes, Polyporales, Phanerochaetaceae. Gene Ontology annotation, cellular component: membrane. Gene Ontology annotation, molecular function: magnesium ion transmembrane transporter activity. Bases 87 to 1667 code for a protein of 526 amino acids.